AUGUGGCAAAAUUUUUCAUUAGAUAAGUCUUUUGGUCCAAGUCCAUAUGGACUCCAAGAUAAUAUUCUGUCGAGUGAUUCUGCAGGAAAUUCUUCAAGUUACAAGUCAGCUCUAGAAUUUUUCCAACUACCUGAGAAUUACAAGCGUCAACAAAAUUAUAGACGAUUCCUCUCAUUAGACAACGUACUACCUUGGCCUUGUAAUCCUGAAGAAAUAUCAACUAUCAAUGUAAAUACCUCUGAAAAUUUCAAGAUGACAUCUGUUAUAGGGAAUGUAUCUGGAAUUUCUAAAACUUCAACAGCUGACUCUUCAUUUCUUAAUAUAUUCAGUACCUCACCAACUAAAAGCGAUGUUUCAACUGCUGCGCCAUCAGCUGGAAGAUCACCUAUUUGUGAUAUCUCUAUAAGUAGAGACCAUUUAAGUUCAAGAACAUCUCUCCUUAGCUCUUCUAGAGCUAGUUACUAUGACUCUUAUUCUAGAGAAGUCCCACCACUACCAUACAAAUGUUUUGAUAAUAAUCAAAUGAAUGAAUGUAACCUUGUGCAAAUCAAUAAUCUGAUAAAGGCCUUAAGUCCAUCAUGGGUUUUAUGUAUAGAUGUAGCUUCAAUUCUACUUACUAAUACUGACAAUAAAAUGGCUCUAAGCAAUAUUGGUCCGAAACUUUCAUGGUUUGCAAGGGAUGCCUUAAGACAAAUUAAACAAAAGAAAUUAUCAAGAUUUAUUAGGGACUACAAUACUUUAUUUGACAUUAGGAGGCCAUCACCUUCUCAUUCCGCCUUGUAUGUGACACUUAAAUUUCCUUUACCAGGGAUUGUAGAACAAUUUUUACCAAUUGUAAUACAACUGAGAAAAGCUGAAAAUGAGAAAGAACAAACUAUAAAUAAUAAUUUAAAUUAUUGGAGUAAUGGAGAGGAUAUCCGUGAAAAAAGUGACUCUAAUUUUUCAGAUAUUAAGAUGGAAAAUAGAUCAAGUAUACCAAAACGCAAGAAUACCGAAACAGACGACUCAAUCCGCAUUUAUGAAGAAAUUCCAAAUACUGUUAAAUCGCAACAAGCUUAUGAAUGUUGGCUAUGUGUUAGAGAAUUUGCAACUGUGUUGUUGCAUCAACCUACUCACACAAUGGAAUUGCGUGAAAUUGGAGUUUUGAUGUCACAGAAAGCAAAAAUACAAGCUAAGAGAAAUAGCGCAAAAAAAAAUUACAAAUCAUUUUUACUUUCAUAUCCAAAUCUCUUCAGAAUAUUUGGGAAAGAUGACAAUCAUUCAAUUCAGUGGAUUGGAACUUAUCAGGACUUUAUUAAACUGAAUUCUAUUAAAUAUGUACCACCACAGACAGAUGAAGAGCUUUUCAAUAUACCUACUUUAAAUCAAUCCCAUACUCAAUUCUUAUUUGGACUAAAUAAUGACUCGUCUUUAAUUGUGGAACCUUCUGAAAUAGAUUACUCUAACCCGGGUGAAUUUAGAAACUGUUCGAAUGUGGGCAAUCAAUGUUUCUUGUUUAAAUAA
Cryptosporidium muris RN66 is the source of this 1503-nucleotide messenger RNA. RefSeq lists its product as uncharacterized. The transcript has a single exon. Lineage: Eukaryota; Apicomplexa; Conoidasida; Eucoccidiorida; Cryptosporidiidae. Bases 1 to 1503 code for a protein of 500 amino acids. The record is from RefSeq and is a predicted model, not a curated record.